GCUUUAAAAGUGGAUUUAUGUGCAACUUGCUGUAGAAUGACUACAGAGAGGCGCGCAGUGAGCGAGGCCUGUGAGGGGCUCCGCUGGAGACGCAGCUGAAUGGAUCUAGGACAUUGUCACACAUUUUCAUCUUCACAGCUUGUCAUUCUUCACUGUUGGCUGGCAGUUUUUUGGCACGACUUGCAUCAGUGUUCCCGGGGAUUUCUAUCUGACAUCACAUUUUUGGGGACAGAAAAGAGUCAGAGAGCACUGAUGCGAAGUGUGUGUCCCUAGAGACCCAGAGCCUCAGUUAGAGCCCAUAGAGACACACUCCCCGGGGUGCCUGAUUCCUUCCAGGAGAUCCACACAGUCUGCACUGCACUGCUCUGGGACAAAAUGAGUCUGACAGCGCAGAAGAGCAGGUCUUGGCACUGACGGAUGCGUUGUCACGCGUAGGAUUCCAGAACCUCUCUCCAUCUUUUAUUUUUUUUUUCUCUUUUUUUUGCACUCCCCCCUCCUCCUCCCAGCAUCCCUAAUAAGACACAUGCUCCUGGGCUGGGGCGCUCACUCACACCAGCCUCUCCUGGCCGCUGCCGUUACGGGCUACGCGCUGCUUCCAGGACUGCCCGGCUUCAUGGGUUGAAAAGGGCCGUGCGCUCCUUCAGCUCUCACUUUCAUCUCAGCACAUCUCCCUGCACCUGAACCACUUCCAUCAUCCUCCUCAUCCUCAUAUGGCUCGUGCCCUGGGCAUGCUUGGACUUGCAGCUGCAGCUAAAGGCAGCGGCGGCCACAGCUGUCAGUAGACCGCUCCACCUGCCACAGCGUGGAAGGGGGCGCACCCCCGCCGCAUCCAUCUGCCUGCAGGGGGAGACCCAGCGCAGCUGGGCAGCAGAGACUAUGCAGCUGGGACUGGUGGCGCUGGUGGUGGUCUUCCUCAGCUCCAUGGGUUACAACGACAGCCUUAAAGUCUCCCGAGGAAGGAGGCACAGACGCACAAGUACUGAAGUACCGCCAUCAUGCUCCAGUGGUUGCGAAAGCUGCUCUGAAUAUAACGGAUGUACAAAAUGCAGACCGCGCCUUUUUAUCCUCCUGGAACGGAGUGACAUUCGUCAGACAGGGGUGUGCCUGGCCACUUGUCCAGUAGGAUAUUAUGGAAUUCGAAAUCGUGAUGUGAACAGGUGCACACAAUGCAAAAUAGAAAACUGUGCAGAUUGCUUCAGUCGAACAUUUUGCGCAAAAUGUAAAGAGGGUCUGUAUUCAUACAGUGGACGGUGUUACCACAGCUGCCCUGAAGGCUUAACCACUGUCAAUAGCACCAUGGAGUGUGUAGUGCAAUGUGAGCUGGGGGAAUGGAGUCCAUGGGGCCCUUGCAUGAAGAAAAACAAAACGUGUGGUUUCAGAAAGGGCACUCAGAACCGUAGGAAGGAUCCCACUCAGCCCCCGAGUCCAGCCACUGUUACUGGACCUGCGUCUGCCUCUACCUGUGCUCCAGAGACUGAGACACGGAAAUGCACUGUGCAGAAGAGGCUCCCCUGUGGAAAAGGAGACAAGGGGACGACUUCAAAGAACCCAGGACCAACAAAUGGAAAAAUCCGUGGUCGGGACUCCAAGGAGAGUGCCAAAGGGGGCGGCAAAAGGAAAAAGGCCCAGAAUUCAGCGACUACUGCGCCAUCCAUUAUAACGAGCACCGUGACCUAACCUUGCAGUAACAAGUAGUGGUGGACUAACGAAAGGAAAGAACAUGAUCCACCCCAAAAGGCUGCUGAGUGUCAAACUGAAAAGGAAUAAUGCUGCUGCGCAUUCAUGAAAAUGCUCAAAAAGAACUGGAGGAUUGCUGCAAUAAAUAAUGAACUAUGUACUGUAUUAAGCUAGAGGAGAAGUAGGAAAAAGGCAUUUGUCUGUGCAGUUGGAAGCACUUUGAAAGACUCUACUUCUGAAGGUUGUCUUUUUGUAAGUCUGGCCAUAAUGAGUGUUUGGCAGAAGCAAUGUUUUGUAAGCAUUUGAUCAAAGGAUUGAAGACUUCUAUAGCCGCAUCGUGGAAGACACUUCAAAUGAGGUCUUCCAUCCUUCCUUGAUUCCAGAACAUUUAAAAGCUGUUAACAUCCUUGUUGCUGUUUUCCUAAUCUCACUUUAAUUUGGUUUUCCUGCUCCAGUGUUGGCUCUGCUUACUUUUGUGACAGGUACCAAACAGAUGGAGAGUGUUGAUGCGCAACUUGUAUAAGUAAGCAUGGAGAGAAUGAACACUAUCGAGAUACUUUAGUUUUUUAUUUCUAUUUUAUGAUGAAACAAAAGCAAGUCACUGGAAAUAAUUUGUGGUUUAAGAGAGAGAAAGAGUUUAUUUUGAUAAUGGUCAUUUCUUUAGAUAAAAUGAUUCAAGAUCAAUUUGAAAGUAAGAUGACACCUGAAGUUCCAGACACCAAUCUUAUGCAAUGGUCUGUUAAACAAAGCUUUCCAGUUUUUAUCGCUUUAGCUGACAAUGUAUAACAAAAAAGCUGAUCAAACAAUACACAGUAAUCCGCACAGAAUGAAUGAUAAAGUGAAUGUAAAAUGUUCGUUUGAGUUGUAUGUGACCUGUGUUUGAGUGCGUGUUUAUGUUUGUAUAUGUCUCUGUGUUCUUAUGAGGGGAAAAGAGGGAUAAAGUUUGUGUGAAUGUUCAGAAUGGUCUGUGAGCAGAUGAACUCACUUAUCCAUGCAAAUAUGUGCUGUUUGGAGCAUGGACCGUAUGUCUACAUUAGAUUACAGGACACGUGUGACCAACCCACUGAAGUGAAAAGGAAAUGGGCACAUUGUACACAGAUAUUUCACUAGCCUCUACAUACCAUACAGCAAUCUACAUACCAUAUGGCUGCUCAGUUAUUAUGCAUAUAUGUUUGCAACAGGGACAGAUAUAUUUAGCACAUAAUCCAGUGAUGCUCCGCAAUAUGCACCAGUAUCAGAGAAGGCAAAGCUCUAUCAUACAAAUGAUGCAAUUUUAACUUUCAACGACAGUUUUUGUAGCAUUUUCUUAGUCUUUUUGCUUAACACAAACAUACUUGCUUCCUCAGUAGAUAUUCACCAUGGACAUUCAUAAUCUGAAUUCCAACACUGAA
This is a messenger RNA of Colossoma macropomum (tambaqui), 3068 nucleotides long. RefSeq names its product R-spondin 1 (gene rspo1). The record is from RefSeq and is a predicted model, not a curated record. The transcript is spliced from 6 exons. NCBI's taxonomy places the organism in Eukaryota, Metazoa, Chordata, Actinopteri, Characiformes, Serrasalmidae. The coding region runs from base 877 to 1677 and encodes 266 amino acids.